UUUCUUGUUUUUCUGAAACAACAUCAUUUUGUUUGGUGUUUUGUAAGUUUUUUCGUAGUGUUAAUUUUAUCAAUUUAAUUAAUUGAAUUAUAAUUUUUUCGUUUGUUACUAGUGUUUAAUUAAUUUAAUUAAAAUGCCUCCCAAAAAGACACCAGCUCCAGAGGCUAAAUCAAAACCUGCAGCCAAGAAGGAACAACCUAAGGCCGGUGGUGGUGAUGCUGCUAAAUCUUCAGCGGGUUCAUCUAAAGCUCAACCAGGUAAAAGUGCUGCUGGACCAUCGAAAUCAUCAACAGCACCUAAAUCUGCUGCUGGUGCCGCUAAACCAGCCGCUGCCAAGGCUUCUGGAUCUAAACCAGCCCAACCAGCGAAAAAAGCUGCACCGGCCAAGAAAGCAGCACCAGCUAAGGCCACUGGUGUUAAACCCAAACCAGGAACCAAGCCUGCUGCUAAGACUACCACUGGUAAACCCGCUGCCAAGGGUGCUGCAACCAAGAGUAAAGCUCCAGCCCAAGGUAAAGGUAAAGCUGCUGCUACCAAGACCAAGUCCGCUGUUAAACCUGCAGGUAAAGGAAAACAACCAUCUAAAGGAAAGACAGUCUCAAAGUCUAAAUCGGCCGCCGCUGCUGCUUCAGCUAAAAUCAAGGCUAAGGCUAAGGCAUUAAAGACAGCCAAGAAGGUUACCAAGGGUGUUUACACUAAACGAGCAAGGAAGAUCAGAACAAGUGUCCAUUUCCACCGACCUUACGUUAAGCAUCUCCCAAGAAACCCUAAAUACGUUAGGAAAAGUGUACACAAGAGACCUAGAUUGGACAAAUUCUCCACCAUCAAGCAUCCAUUGACUACUGAAUCAGCCAUGAAGAAAAUUGAAGACCACAACACUCUUGUUUUCAUCGUAGACAUUAAAGCUAAUAAGCCACAAGUUAAGACAGCCGUCAAGAAAUUGUACGACAUCGGUGUCGCUAAAGUUAACACAAUGAUCCAACCUGAUGGUCAAAAGAAAGCUUAUGUAAGAUUAGGUCCCGAUUAUGAUGCAUUGGAUGUAGCAAAUAAGAUCGGAAUUAUAUAAUCUAUUUACUUUUUGGCUAUUCAAUUAAACUAAACGGUUAAUAACAACUGAAAA
Molecule: messenger RNA, 1120 nt
Organism: Panonychus citri (citrus red mite)
Lineage: Eukaryota; Metazoa; Arthropoda; Arachnida; Trombidiformes; Tetranychidae
Product: 60S ribosomal protein L23a-like
Exons: 1
Coding region: 134-1066 (310 amino acids)
Biological process (GO): translation; ribosomal large subunit assembly
Cellular component (GO): cytosolic large ribosomal subunit; ribosome
Molecular function (GO): structural constituent of ribosome
Source: RefSeq, a predicted model, not a curated record